AUGCCACAGGACAUAACGCAACUGCUAGACUGUCCUCUUGUCAUUGCGGUCAUCUUGGCGUCUGGUGUUGGAGGCACAUUUCAGUAUGGAUACAGCAUAUCAGUGAUGACCUCCCCCUCUGCUUUCAUAAAGGAUCUGAUGAACAGGACAUGUGUGCAAAGAUACAACGUUCAUUUGGAGCAGUGGCAGGUCUCGCUCUUCUGGUCCUUCACGGUGGCCAUUUAUAGUUUUGGGGGCUUUCUGGGGUCACUACUAUGUGGUUCAUUCCUUUCAAAAUAUGGAAGAAAGAAAGGCAUGCUGUAUAACAAUUUUUGGGCUAUUUUUGGCGCUGUGUUGAUGAUCUUAAGUCAACUUACCACAUCGUAUGAGAUGAUCGUCGUGGCACGACUUCUCUACGGCAUCAAUGCAGGGGUGUCUUUUGUAGCUCACCCAAUGUACGUGAUUGAAUGCACUCCGAAGAGGCUAAGAGGGAUAGUGGGUGUGACGAUCGCCACCUGUAUGUCACUGGGGAAGCUCACUGGUCAGGUGCUGGGCAUCAGAGAGUUACUUGGUACAGAGAAAAACUGGCCCUGGCUGCUCGGUUUCAACGGCUUCACUGCAUUGGCUCAGCUCCUCACUCUGCCCCUCUUGCCAGACUCCCCCAGUUUCUUGCUCCAGGAGAAAGGUGAUCGCCAGGGGUGUGAGAAAGCUCUCAAGAGGCUCUGGGGCGACGGAGACCACAGCGGGGCGAUGGAGGAAAUGAUGGAGGAGAAAGCUGUCCUGCAGAAUGUUCGCAGCCACUCUGUGCUGGAACUCAUUCAGGACAGAAGAGUCCGCUGGCAGUUCAUCACCAUUCUUGUUGCUUUCACUUCGGUGCAGUUUUGCGGCAUCGGUGCUGUGUAUUUCUACUCUUUCGAAGUGUUUCGAGCUGCAGGAAUCCCAGAAGUCAGUUUACCUUAUGCGGCUGUGGGAAUAGGCCUGUGUGAACUAUUCGCCUCUUUCACCUGCUUCCUCGUCAUUGGAAAGAUAACACGUAAGGUCCUGAUGGUCAGAGGCUACCUGAUCAUGGCUGCAACACUGAUCCUCCUCACCGUCACUCUGUCUCUGCAAACUCUCAACUCUUGGUUGCCAUACUGCAGCAUGGUCCUCAUUUUUAUACUCGUAUUUUUUUUUGCCUGUGGACCAGCUGGCGUGACACCUUCUUUACCGGGGCACAUCUUCUCUCCGGCAUUCAAAACGGCUGCAUACACAAUCGCCGCCAGUAACAGUUGGACUUUCCUGUUCAUUGUUGGGAUUAUCUUUCCUCUCUUAGUGGAUAAUCUGGGUUAUUGUUGCUUUCUCAUAUUUCUGUUUUUCUGCAUUGCCUGUGGAGUGUUUGUGAAGUUUAACGUUCCUGAGACCAACAAUCUUACCAUAAUGGAGAUCACUGCAGAGUUUGACAGGAUGCACGGCAAAUCUGGAACAGCAUGCAGCAAAACAUCUGCACACAACAACCUAAAUGGAAUAAAAACACAGGAGACCAGAUUCUAAACAAAGAAAU
This is a messenger RNA of Salarias fasciatus (jewelled blenny), 1519 nucleotides long. RefSeq names its product solute carrier family 2 member 11, like (gene slc2a11l). The transcript has 12 exons. Lineage: Eukaryota; Metazoa; Chordata; Actinopteri; Blenniiformes; Blenniidae. Gene Ontology annotation, cellular component: plasma membrane. Bases 1 to 1509 code for a protein of 502 amino acids. Gene Ontology annotation, biological process: dehydroascorbic acid transport. The record is from RefSeq and is a predicted model, not a curated record. Gene Ontology annotation, molecular function: D-glucose transmembrane transporter activity.